ACACAGACAUCUUCUACACACACGCACACCGGUAUAUGAUACCACAAUCGGGAUACAAUUUGAUACAUUGCACUGUAGAUUAGAACUUCAUGAUAUUCUUCCGACAAACGAUCGAGCACUGCCAGUCUUGGGGGUAUCAUCGGAAUAUUCAGUCAAGUUCAGUUUCAGUCCCAAGUGCGUCGGGACAAUUAAUGUCAUGAUAGUUUUAUUUUGCUGAGUGAAACUGGACAGGUGUCGACAUCAUGGAAGAUUACGAUGAUAUUCUCAACGAUGAUAUGCUAUACGACUACGAGCAUGCUGGCGACCGGGCGGCGAGGAGUAACCCUGCUUUUGAAGAUCAAGAGUUGGACAAAAUAGCACCAAAUACAGAUGAUCUCUAUGGAUCUGGAUCGACAAAACAGGCAUCAAAUACUCCUGCAACUGUGACCAAUAUUGAGGUAGAAGAAGAGUUGAAAAUUUUAGAUAACAACAAUCCACCGCCUCCGGCCCCAGCAGCGGCAGCCAGCAUGUCGAACGCAAAUGGACGGCCGUUGUCCCGGGCCCGGCCGGUGUCGAGGGUCAGCCUACACCACGGGCACAUCGAUGCGGCAGUGGAAUAUGAAAUGAAUAAAUACAAGGACGAUUUUUCAGAAGAUGCAAUGGAAAAGAGGGCCAAAGUAAUAAAAUCCGUCCCUGCUACUCUUGACAGAAGGCGAAGUAUAAGGAAUAAAUAUGGAAAGGGUAAGCUGAAAGCACUCUCUGGGUGGAAGGCAUUUAAGUACAAUGUUGCAUUGAAAUGGAAACGCACAAAAGAGAACUUGUAUGACUUCAGGUUACGCUUUGAAGUGUGGCGCUCAUCACUCAAAGAAGUAGAAGGCAAAUUUGGAACAGCAGUGGUGUCAUAUUUUGUCUUCCUCAAAUGGCUUCUUUUUCUCAACAUCUACAUCUUCUUCAUCAUGUUUGGUUUCAUCGUCAUCCCGGAACUCAUAUUGGGAACCAACUACAUGUACAAUCCACCGACCAACUGUGAGCUAGCGUAUACAGACUCCAUUGAAACAACAUGUCAGGAUGAUGGUGACGGUGUCCAGUGUAUCUUGGAUUUCUUAGAAGGAAGUGGUUGGAUGGAGCAGACACCCCUCUUCUAUGGCAACUAUUCCCCAGAGUUCUACCUAUCGGAGAACAGCACCAUUCCCAUCAACCCAAACAUCUAUAACCUUCCUCUGGCGUAUCUCCUAGCUACGAUCAGUUACUUUGUGAUCAGUCUCCUCAUGAUGGUUAACUAUACGGCUAAGGGUUUCAAGGACAGCAUGGCCAACAGAGAAGACACGUCUUACAAGUAUUGUAACCAGGUGUUUGCAGGGUGGGAUUACUCCCUGACCGACUUCAACAACUGCUAUCUCAAGCAUCGGAGCAUUCACUAUGAAAUAGCUACUGCUCUAGAGGAAGAGAGAUUAGCCCUGAAGCGUGCUAAGCGUACCACCAAACAGAAAUGCAAGCUGUACUUCCUACGGAUCUUCCUCAAUCUCCUGGUGUUACUUGUCCUAGCCGGAGCCGGUUACCUCAUUUACUUCACAACAGAUUUUGCUGUUUUGAAUUCCAGCAAGCCCGUCACCACCGAUGCCUUUGCUUCGCUUCUCAUAAGCUACCUUCCGUCCAUCACCAUCACCCUCCUCAACGGCGUCGUCCCCAUGAUCUUCAACGUCGUCGUCCGGUUCGAGGACUACAGUCCGCAGUUUGAGAUCAGCAUCACCUUGAUCAGGACGGUGUUCUUGAGACUUGCUUCCUUGGUUGUUCUCUUCCUCUCCCUCUACCCUCAGAUCGUCUGUCCUGGAAGAGAAAGUGAACCUUGCGAUGUUUGUCCAAGUGACCUCAAGUGUUGGGAGACGUACAUAGGAAGAGAAUUCUACAAGUUGACGAUUACUGAUUUUGCAGCUGUUGUACUGGUCAUCGUUUUAGUCGAGUUUCCGAGAAAACUCGCAGCCAAGUACUGUCAUUGUGGUGUGGCUAAAGCCCUCGGACAGAUGGAGUUUGAGAUUCCAAAGAAUGUGCUAGCCAUCGUCUACUCGCAAGCUUUGUGCUGGGUUGGGUCCUUCUACAGCCCUCUCCUACCAGCGAUCUGUGUGCUGAAAUGCUUCAUCUUCUUCUACUUCAAGAAAUGGAGUCUGCUGUACAACAUGGUGCCUUCGUCCCGGCCGUUCAGAGCGACCCGGUCCGGUAUCUUCUUCAUGGUCAUUCUCCUCGUCACGUUCCUCAUCUGUCUCAUUCCCAUCGGCUACUCCAUCUCAUCAAUUACACCAUCAGCAGGGUGUGGUCCCUUCCGUGGUCACCAGUCGAUGUGGGGAGAACUCGUUCAAACCAUCGAUGAAUGGGACAACUUCUUUGAGCAAGUUUUCGAGUUCAUCGGUUCUGCAGCUUUCGUUGUCCCUCUCAUCAUCAUUCUUUUACUUGCUCUUUACUACUACCAUGCUAUAUCAGCAGCUCACAAAGAAAUGGUCCUCCUACUCAAAGAGCAGCUUAUUAUGGAGGGGCGAGAUAAACACUUUCUCUUGGCGAGGCUCAACGAGCUUGACCCCACGACGACCAAAGGUCAUCAGAAAUCGAGACGGAAGCAGAUCCAGAACGAAGACCAACGCCCACCGCGGGUUCCUUCCGAUGCUUGGAGCGAAGGAGGUCCGACAGCCAAGCAUCCGUUUGCUAUGUAAUAGAGAAGAUAAAUCAACUCUUUGUCUGAUGGUUUUACGUUGAAGUCCCAAGCUUUCUGCAGUGAUGCUUCUUUUCGGAUGAAAGCCAGCUUCUAUCACCAGUUUGCCCAGAAAAUUGUCACAUAAUACCAAUUAAGUUAUGAAUGAGUCCAUGUCAAACUCCUUCUUGGGAGGUAGUUUCUCAGUAAUGCUUGACAGUGCAGGCAUAGCACAGAAAGUCUUUUUGAUCACUUAUGCAGUGAGUAUAUCAACUUACAUGUACAUGUACAAGUAGUGUGAUCAGAGAGAUUUGUCAGUAUUAAUAAAGCAACUUUUAAAAUAUAUUCAUGUAUAAUUAUUUCUUCCAAAGUUUGGUGCAGCUUUGUUUUAUGACCAUUGUAACAUACUGUACAGCAGAUGCAUAUAUAUGAUUAUAAUGAAUAUUUUUAGCAUUCAUUGAGAUGCAUUGUAUAUAUAUUCUUGCAUGGAAUGUGUUAUUAAUGUGAACAUCUAGCAAUAUUUACCAUGGAGUUUCGACAAAUAAAAAGUUGGGUCUGCCACAAGAAGAGGGUAGUGUUUCAUGACACAGUCAGUGAUUUUAAUCUGCUCUGAGCCAAUCAGAUUAAAGCAUUUCGGUAGCUUAUAACAUUUAUCAAUGGAAAUCACUCACUAUUUGUUUCA
Molecule: messenger RNA, 3341 nt
Organism: Lytechinus variegatus (green sea urchin)
Lineage: Eukaryota; Metazoa; Echinodermata; Echinoidea; Temnopleuroida; Toxopneustidae
Gene: tmc7
Product: transmembrane channel-like protein 7
Exons: 17
Coding region: 243-2681 (812 amino acids)
Cellular component (GO): plasma membrane
Molecular function (GO): mechanosensitive monoatomic ion channel activity
Source: RefSeq, a predicted model, not a curated record